Molecule: messenger RNA, 2232 nt
Organism: Penicillium cinerascens
Lineage: Eukaryota; Fungi; Ascomycota; Eurotiomycetes; Eurotiales; Aspergillaceae
Product: fungal specific transcription factor domain-containing protein
Exons: 4
Coding region: 1-2232 (743 amino acids)
Biological process (GO): DNA-templated transcription
Cellular component (GO): nucleus
Molecular function (GO): zinc ion binding; DNA binding
Source: RefSeq, a predicted model, not a curated record
AUGGAUCCUCCAGCCUCCGACAAGCCAUCUGAAUUGGUCGAGAUAGGUCCUUCAAUACCGCCACAACCUGAUGAGGCCUCUAUACCAGACUCUCUGCCGCAAUUACGAGAUCGCCGUCGAGAGAAGCCGCUGCUAUCAUGCACCUUCUGCCGGAGUCGCAAGGCGCCUCGCAAUAAAAGCAAAGUAAGCGUCGGCAACCGCAUUCAGCAACUCGAGUCUUUGGUGCGCUCUCUAGCCCAGCAGCAACAGCAGAGCCUACAACAGCAGCACAGUCCGCAAGCACACACUGCCUAUUCAGAUGGUCCAGCAAUUGACCUCGCGUAUUCCUUUCAGGGUACGCCAGGGACAUCGCCACAGGGUGUAUCCACGACAACACCAUUGGUCUCGGUCGAUGAAGAUAAUAUCGUGCCAGCUAUGCAGCAUGCUUCCUUGUCGCGUAACAGAGACUAUGUUACGUCCCCUGCACCCUCGGAGCAUGGUAGCAUGCGCCUCCAUUCACAUGGUGCAAACUAUGUUGGAAGCUUUCACUGGGCUGCCGUUCUUGACAGCAUCUCAGAGCUGAGGGAUCAUUACGAAGAGGAGGAGGAGGCCAGAUUGUUGGCAGCGAAUGAUCAUGUACUCCAUGAGAGCCCUGGCCCCCGGCUUCUUUAUGAGCCUGUUCAGACAACGAAGGCCGAUCUACUGGCUGCUAUUCCCGCUCGGCCUGCGGUGGAUCGUAUGGUUGCUCGAUACUUUAACGCCCAGGGUGUUGUUCCGGAAAUUCUUCAUAGCGGGCAUUUUCUCAAAGAGUAUGAAAAGUUCUGGCAGGAACCAAAUGCAGUCUCAAUAGCUUGGAUUGGACUUUUGUUCAGUGUCAUGUCCCUCUCAACACGGUAUCAACAAUCAAUCGAGGGCUCUGAGGAUCCGGAGACGCCGGUGCGCGUGCAUAUGUUUCGAGAGAAUGUCAUUCAUUGCCUUGUGCUCUGUCAGUGGACUAAGGGUGGAGACUACGUGCUAGAAACAUUGAUCAACUAUCUAACCAGUGAGCUGUUCCUUUCCAGGGACUCAGAGAUUGGUCUGUGGUUGGUACAAGGGAUGCUUGUACAGCUUGCUCUGAGUCUAGGGUAUCAUCGAGACCCACAAAACUUCUCCAGUAUCUCUCCAUUCGCUGGAGAGAUGCGACGGAGGGUAUGGGCUGUGAUAGUGCAGAUGGACUUGCGAUUAUCUAGCCAGAUGGCACUACCCCGUCUCCUUAAGCUGCAGCAAUAUGAUACCGCCGAGCCUCGAAAUAUAUUCGAUACUGAUUUUGACGAGAAUACCACUGAGCUGCCUGAAUCGCGCCCCGAAACAGAGGUCACACCUGUCUUGUACAGUCUAGCAAGAACCAGGAUAGACCAGAUGAACGGGCUUGUCAGUGAUCUUGUCAACGACACACGAGAGCACCCAUAUGUGGAGAUCAUAGACCUCGACCAGAAAUUGCAGGAGGCCGAAGCUUCGCUAUCGCCCAUUUUCCGUUGGCAGCCUCUUAGUCAAUCAUUUAUGGUUUUACCACAGAUCGUCAUGCACCGAGUGCUACUUCAGCUUGCAAUCCAGCGUGUGACCAUUUGGCUUCAUCGGAAGUAUCUUACACCCUCCUACAACCCAGCACAAUUCGAAUAUUCACGGAAGGCCUGCAUAAAAUCCGCAAUGAGAAUUCUCGAAUUCCAGCAGAUAGUUGAGGAGGAAACUCAGAGAGACGGACUUUUAUAUCCAGUGCGAUGGAUGUUCACGUCAUCACGCCUAAAGGCUGUCUUUUUAUUGGGCAUUAGUAUUCUCUGCUACUAUGUUCAGUUGACAAGGACACAUUCCGACGUGUCCUUGGGUGAGAAGACUGAUAACAGCAUACAUGAUCUGCUGCAGAACGUUUAUCCUCUCUGGCUACGAUUGAGUGCUCUGUCCCCGGAGGCACGACGAGUGGUUCAGCUCUUGCAUCCGCUUCUGGGGAUGGACGGACAAGAAAACGAUCAGACCCCAGUCGCUACUCCUAACUCGGUCUCUCCAUUUAUUCCUGUAUCUGGGGAUCAGCCAUCGUCGGAACCGUACGAAGAUUCCAUUGCAAACUUCUCAUCUAUGCCCACAUUUCCGAAUAACUCGGAUUUUCGGUACUCGGACGGUCUCAUGUCGUCUUUAACUACGGCGGUUGUCUCUAUGGAAGAUUUGUUGCUCACAAACACGACGGAGUUUGAUCAGUGGAUGAAUGUUAGUUUCCAUUAA